GCACUCGUCUCGCAUCACUAGCUACGAACACAUCCUUCGCAUUUAUAGAGCGCGCGCACGUAUUGCUUACAGUACAAGCUAGAGAGAGAUCUGCUAAGAGGCAGCAAGAUGGAAUACCAGGGGCAGCACGGCAACGCCGCCAACCGCGUGGACCAGCACGGCAACCCGGUCGCCGCACUUGGAGCCACCGCCGUGACGGGACCGCCCACCGGCGGGCAGCUGCAGCCGGGCAGGGAGGAGCACAAGACCCGCGGCAUACUCCACCGCCGGUCCAGCAGCUCCAGCUCCAGCUCGUCCGAGGACGAUGGCAUGGGUGGACGGAGGAAGAAGGGCAUCAAGGAGAAGAUCAAGGAGAAGCUUCCCGGGGCUCGGAAGCAGACUUACGGCCAGCCCGCUGCGCCCGCUGGCAUGACCGGCGCCGGGGCGACCGGCGGCCCUCACUACGUGCAGCCCGCUCCGGCUGGCACUGGAGUGCACGGGACAACGGCGACGACCGGCACUUACGUGCAGCCCGCUCCGGCAGGUACUGGAGCUCACGGGACCACGGCGACGACCGGCACUUACGGGCAGCCCGCUCCGGCUGGCAUGACCGGCACCGGGGCGCACGGGACCACGGCGACUGGUGAGAAGAAGGGCAUGAAGGACAAGAUCAUGGAGAAACUUCCGGGAGGUCACAAGAACGGGCAGCACACCAUGCCGUCCGCUGGCGCCUACGGGCAGCCCGGGAUGACUGCCGCCGGAAUGGAUGGGAACACCACUACCGGUGGCGGCUACGGUGGUCAGCCAGGGCACGCCGGGACUGGAACGCAUGGGCACGCGACGACCGGCGGUGCUUACGAUCAUCAAGGGCACCCCGGAAUGACCGGCACCGGAGCACACGGGACCACGGCAACCGGCGGUGCUUACAACCAGCAAGGUCACGCCGGGCUGGCCGGUACCGGCGAGAAGAAGGGUAUUAUGGACAAGAUCAAGGAAAAGCUGCCUGGCCAGCACUAGGCGCCAGUCAGCGUGUUUGUGAACAAUAAGUACGGAGUAUGACUGUAUGAGCGGAGGUGGAGCAAUAAGCCGAUAAGUGGUGCACGUUUGCGUGUAGCGUUGGAGUAGUUGGUAUCCUGCAGUACGUACCGUCCCCUAGUGUGGAUGACACCUUGGGUCGGGUACUGGGGUCCACACCGGAACGAUUGUACUGUAUUGUACUGCAAAAGAUUCCAACAGUUCUCAACACUA
This is a messenger RNA of Hordeum vulgare subsp. vulgare (domesticated barley), 1227 nucleotides long. Its product is annotated as dehydrin DHN3-like. Gene Ontology annotation, biological process: response to water. Lineage: Eukaryota; Viridiplantae; Streptophyta; Magnoliopsida; Poales; Poaceae. The coding region runs from base 109 to 996 and encodes 295 amino acids. The record is from RefSeq and is a predicted model, not a curated record. The transcript is spliced from 2 exons.